Dipodomys spectabilis (banner-tailed kangaroo rat) is the source of this 2970-nucleotide messenger RNA. It is a transcript of the gene Abcb6, whose product is annotated as ATP binding cassette subfamily B member 6 (Langereis blood group). The transcript has 19 exons. Gene Ontology annotation, biological process: transmembrane transport; heme transport. NCBI's taxonomy places the organism in Eukaryota, Metazoa, Chordata, Mammalia, Rodentia, Heteromyidae. Bases 272 to 2800 code for a protein of 842 amino acids. Gene Ontology annotation, molecular function: ATP binding; ABC-type heme transporter activity; ATP hydrolysis activity. The record is from RefSeq and is a predicted model, not a curated record. Gene Ontology annotation, cellular component: membrane.
GCUCCAGCCCUUAACCGGAGGGUCCCGCGCAGCGAGUGAGACGCGCGGAGACGGCGUACGUGCCCUGCGUGAGUGCGUGGUGGCGGCGCGUGCGCGAAACGAGUGGGCGGUGUGUCAGGAUCCACGUGCGUCUCUCCGCGACCCCCCGCGACUUAGCGCUGGGUGGUUCCAUGACCCCAAACACCCGGGCAUCCGUGGCCCUCCCUGAGCGGCCAGUCCCGCUUUCCGGCCCCGCAGUGCCCUCAGGCUCGGCCAGCAUCCACACAUCGCCAUGGUGACUGUGGGCAACUACUGCGAAGCCGAGGGACCCCUGGGUCCGGCCUGGGAGCAGAAUGGCUUGAGUCCCUGCUUCUUCUUCACGCUCGUGCCCUCGACCCUGAUGACCCUGGGGACUCUGGCCUUGGUGCUGGCUCUUCCCUGCAAGCGUCCGGAGCGAUCGUCCGGCCCCGACGCGCUGUUCUGGGCUGCCGGUCCUCGUGUCGCUCCUUACGUGCUGCAGCUGCUUCUGGCCACGCUUCAGGUGGCAUUGCCCUUGGCCAGCUUGGCUGGCCGGAUGGGCACCGCCCGGGGGGCCCCGCUGCCUGGCUACCUAUUGCUGGCCUCUGUGCUGGGGAGUCUGGCUAACGCCUGUGGCCUGUGGCUGCUCGUGAUGGAACGGAGCCAGGCACGGCAGAGUCUGGCGAUGGGUGUCUGGAUCAAGUCCAGACACAGCCCGGGUCUCCUGCUCCUCUGGACUGUGGCAUUUGCAGCGGAAAACUUGACCCUGGUGUCUUGGAACAGCCCACAGUGGUGGUGGGCCAGGGCAGACCUGGGCCAGCAGGUUCAGUUUGGCCUGUGGGUGCUUCGAUACCUCCUUUCUGGAGGACUUUUUGUCCUGGGGCUUUGGGCCCCGGGACUUGGUCCCCAGUCUUACACCUUACAGGUUCAUGAAGAGGACCAAAGUGUAGAAGGGAACCAGGAUGGUUCAACACAGCAGCGGUCUACAUGGCGAGAUCUUGGCAGGAAGCUCCGCCUACUAAGUGGCUAUCUGUGGCCUCGGAGAAGUCUAGCUCUGCAACUUGUUGUGCUUAUCUGCCUGGGGCUCAUGGGGUUGGACAGAGCGCUCAACGUGUUGGUUCCCAUCUUCUAUAGGGACAUUGUGAACUUGUUGACUGGGCAGGCCCCUUGGAGCUCCCUGGCCUGGACUGUUACCAUCUAUGUCUUCCUCAAGUUCCUCCAGGGGGGUGGCACUGGCAGUACAGGCUUUGUGAGCAACCUACGCACAUUCCUGUGGAUCCGGGUGCAGCAGUUCACAUCUCGGCAGGUGGAGCUGCGUCUCUUCACCCACCUGCAUGAGCUCUCACUACGCUGGCAUCUGGGCCGCCGAACAGGGGAGGUGCUGCGGAUUGUGGAUCGGGGCACAUCUAGUGUCACAGGGCUGCUCAGCUACCUGGUAUUCAACAUCAUCCCCACACUGGCUGACAUCAUCAUUGGCAUCAUCUACUUCAGCAUGUUCUUCAAUGCCUGGUUUGGCCUCAUAGUGUUCCUGUGCAUGAGUCUCUAUCUCAUCCUGACCAUUGUGGUCACUGAGUGGAGAACCAAGUUUCGCCGUGCUAUGAACACACAGGAGAACGCCACCCGGGCGCGAGCAGUGGACUCUCUGCUAAACUUUGAAACAGUGAAAUACUACAAUGCUGAGAGUUAUGAAGUGGAGCGCUAUCAAGAGGCCAUCAUCAAAUAUCAGAGUUUGGAGUGGAAGUCAAGUGCUUCACUGGUUUUACUGAACCAGACCCAGAACUUGGUGAUUGGACUUGGGCUUCUCGCUGGCUCCCUGCUUUGUGCAUACUUUGUCAGUGAGAAAAAGCUACAGGUCGGGGACUUUGUGCUUUUUGGCACUUACAUCAUUCAACUGUACAUGCCUCUCAACUGGUUUGGCACCUACUACAGGAUGAUUCAGACCAACUUCAUUGACAUGGAGAACAUGUUUGACUUGCUGAAAGAGGAGACAGAAGUGAAGGACAUUCCUGGAGCAGGGCCCCUUCACUUUCAGAAAGGCCGGAUUGAGUUUGAAAAUGUGCACUUCGGCUAUGCUGAUGGGCGGGAGACUUUGCAGGAUGUUUCCUUCACAGUGAUGCCUGGACAGACUCUGGCCCUGGUGGGCCCAUCUGGGGCAGGAAAGAGCACAAUUUUGCGCUUGCUGUUUCGCUUCUAUGACAUAAACUCUGGCAGUAUCCGAAUAGAUGGGCAAGACAUCUCACAGGUGACCCAGAUCUCUCUCCGGUCUCACAUUGGAGUGGUGCCCCAGGACACUGUCCUCUUCAAUGAUACCAUUGCCAACAACAUCCGCUAUGGCCGUGUCACAGCUGACAACACUGAGGUAGAGGCUGCUGCUCAGGCUGCAGGCAUCCAUGAUGCUAUCAUGUCCUUCCCUGAAGGGUAUGAGACACAGGUGGGCGAGAGGGGACUGAAGCUAAGCGGCGGGGAGAAGCAGCGAGUAGCCAUUGCCCGCACAAUUCUCAAGGCUCCAGACAUCGUUCUGCUGGAUGAGGCGACAUCAGCGCUGGACACAUCUACUGAGCGGGCCAUCCAGGCUUCGCUGGCCAAAGUCUGCGCCAACCGCACCACCAUUGUGGUGGCACACAGGCUCUCAACUGUGGUUAAUGCUGACCAGAUUCUUGUCAUCAAGGAUGGCUGUAUCGUGGAGAGAGGACGGCAUGAGGCUCUGUUGUCUCGAGGUGGAGUGUACGCCAACAUGUGGCAGCUGCAACAGCAGGGACAGGAAGUUUCUGAAGACACCAAGCCCCAGACCAAGACACAGUGACAGAAGUUGUUGCCUCUUCCCUCCCAAAGACUAACUCAGGGGAAUAAGAUGUGUCCAUUUCCCUUGGCCUAUUUCAUCCUCCUCUAGGGGUUUGGUGCUAGCUGUGACAAGGGAAAGGGACCUUUCAGAAAAGCACUUUGGGGAAAUAAAAGUGGACUGUUCAAGGGUGA